Molecule: messenger RNA, 2425 nt
Organism: Amphimedon queenslandica
Lineage: Eukaryota; Metazoa; Porifera; Demospongiae; Haplosclerida; Niphatidae
Product: ankyrin repeat domain-containing protein 17-like
Exons: 2
Coding region: 140-2146 (668 amino acids)
Molecular function (GO): protein binding
Source: RefSeq, a predicted model, not a curated record
UACUUGUGAAAAUGCUCAUCAACUAGUGCAGUUGCUCCAGCCUCAUUACUCGUUUUUAAAAGUUGACCUUUUUACAAUACCAUGUACUAUCACAGAACCUAUCAAGGAACAGGUAGAAGAAUACAAUACUAACCUGAAGAUGUUCAAAGAUACCACUAGCCUACUGGAGCUAGCAAUGAUGACUAGAGGAAUGCAAUGUCCUGAUGGUGUUGGCUAUUCAUUGAUACUAUUAAAACUCUACAAGUCAUGGUGCUCCAGGACAAUUGCUGAACUAAAUGAAGUGGAAAAUUUUAACUUAUCCUCUUUUUUAACUCUUUUUGAAAUACAAUGUGGUACCUCCAAUCUUAUAUGUUCUUAUCUAAUGCCACAAUUACACACCAAGGCUUUAAAAGAAGCAGUUUCUAAACAGGGGAGUUCUCUAUGUGAAAUUGGUAUUUUUGAGGUUACAAUUGAUGGUGUUCCUAUUGCAAAUGAUCCUGCACUGCAAGCAAUUCAAAAUAUAGAUCUAUUUCAUGUAAUUUUUGGCAGUUUUCUUGACAAAGAUGAUGUUGACAGUGACCAUGUGAUUGCUGCUAGUGCAACAGGAGAUUUCUCGACUGUUGAACUCUUACUGAGUAAAGAUCCAGAUAUUAACACUCAAAAUGACAAAAUUGGAGACACUGCUUUAAUAGCUGCUAGUCGCUUUGGACAUAGCCAAGUUGUUGAACUAUUACUGAGUAAAGAUCCAGAUAUUAACAUUCAAGAUAAUAAUGGAUGGACUGCUUUGAUAGCUGCUAGUGUCAGUGGACAUCAUGAGGUUGUUGAGCUAUUAUUGAGUAAAAAUCCAGAUAUUAACAUUCAAAGUAAUGUGGGAGAGACUGCCUUAAUGGCUGCUGGUUGUUAUGGUCAUCACCAGGUUAUUGAACUAUUACUGAGUAAAGAUCUAGAUAUUAACAUUCAAGAUAAGAAUGGAGCAACUGCUUUGAUGUAUGCAAGUGGUAAUGGACAUCACCAGGUUGUUGAACUCUUACUGAGUAAAGAUCCAGAUAUUGACAUUAAAAAAAAUGAUGGAGGGACUGCUUUAAUAGCUGCUAGUGCCAAUGGACAUCACCAAGCUGUGAAACUCUUACUUAGUAAAGAUCCAGAUAUUAACAGUCAAGAUGAUGAUAGGCAGACUGCUUUGAUGGGUGCUAGUGCCAAUGGACAUCACCAGGUUGUUGAACUAUUAUUGAGUAAAAAUCCAGAUAUUAAUAUUCAAGAUAAAGAUGGAGUUACUGCUUUGAUGUAUGCUAGUUACUUUGGACAUCACCAGGUUGUUGAACUUUUGCUGAGUAAAGAUCCAGAUAUUAACAUUCAAAAUAAUAAUGGCCACAGUGCGCUUACUUUUACUCUUGUUUGCUCAACUAAAACUUUUGUUACAGAUGGUGACAUACCUCUUGACAAUUGUACUCAGUUGCUCAACCAUAAUGCAACAUUAAAAUUUUUACUUAAGUCUCAUCCUAAUCACACUCACCUUGUUGAUGGUAAAGAGUUUCAUUCAUUAGUAGUAGCAGCAUUAUUCAAUAAUUUUGAUGCAGUUACAAUCUUAGUGGAGGAGUGUGACAUCACACCAGAACACAUCAUUAGUGCUUUUACUGCUUCAUGUUAUGAAGGCCAUUCUUCAAUGAUAAUUCACUUGUCUCAGAAAAUAACAACUCUUUCAAACAGUGAGAGAAAACUUUUAGAAGCAGCUGCUAAAGGAGAUUUAGGAACAUUAAUUAGUAUGAUUUUUGACUUUGGUAUGAGUCCAGAUACUCCACUGGUAGCUGGUAUAACUCCAUUAAUGAUAGCAGCUUCAUGUGGACAUGCUGAACUAGUUGAUGCAUUAAUACAAACUGGAGCUGAUGUUAACAAAAGAAAUGAUGAAGGAAUGAAUGCACUGGAUAUCAUGAAUGAGAUUGAGUCUGAUCGAUCUGAUACUAAAGAGCUACUAAUUACCAACACUCCAGCUGGAGAACCAGAUCCAGUGUCAAACAAUAAUGAGUUGACUAAUAAGAAAUCCAGUACUUUUACUGUAUCAAUCAAGUCAAUAUUUUAUGCAUUGAAAUCAUUUAUGAUGAAAGCUUACAAUCCUUCUUAUGCAAAACAACAAGAAAUGACAAUAUCUUCAAAAGUCUGGAAUAACUGAUAGACCAUAUUCAGCAAUGACAAAUAGUACACAACAAUUUGUGUGUUAAAUUAUGAUUGUUUGACUCACCUACAUGUGCAUCAUGUGAAGUUAUUAUGCUAAUUAUAGUCUAGUUAUUACAUUUUAGUUUAGUUUAUGUUCUUAUAGAGAACAUGAAAAUGUGUGUAUCCUUCUAGACUUAUAGCUGAUUAAAACUAAUAAUUAUUAUUAUUUGCUGAUUAAUAGUCUAAUACUAGUAUUUUUUUCAUUUGUAUGCUGAAGAUAGUCUAUUUGAUUGCU